AUGGGGGCAUUAUCAAAAUUCAGACCUGGAUUCCGUCGAAAGGCUACCGAGGAUAUAAUCAAUGAAAGUUCAGAAGUAGCUAUGGCUGAUAUGUCAUCUUCAAACGAAAAAAAUCCUGCAAAGCCCGCAGUCACUGGUGCCGACGAUGCUAUUUCUCCAAGCAGUGCCAAUGACCUACCAAUCUCAGAGCAAGCCGAAAAAGAUGCUCUGCCAACCGAAACUGCACAACGUGGUGUUCAAGAAGUCGAAGCAGUGGCUUUAACAUGGACCAAACCAAUGCUCAUCGCCGUUUUCCUAAACAUGUGGUUGCUUUACUUUGUUAAUGCCAUGCAAUCUUCAAUUUGUUACAAUCUUAUUCCAUUCGCCACGAGUGCUUUCGAAUCGCAUUCUUUGAUUACCGUUAUUAAUAUCGUUGCGAAUGCUAUGACAGCCGCCAUUUACAUUCCACUUGCGAAGAUGUUGGAUCUUUGGGGUCGUGCUGAAGGAUUCCUUCUCAUGGUAUUAUUCUCUACCAUUGGAUUGAUCAUGAUGGCGGCUUGCAAUGGUAUUGCUACCUUUUGUGCUGCACAGGUCUUUUACUCCAUUGGAUUUGGUGGUUUGAUCUACAGUAUUGACGUCAUCACUGCCGAUGUUUCGAAAUUAAAGAAUCGAGGUCUUGCAUACGCCUUCACUUCUUCACCAUACAUUAUUACAGCAUUUGCUGGACCAAAGGUCUCUGAUGAUUACUACUAUAACAUCAGCUGGAGAUGGGGAUUCGGUACCUUUGCUAUCAUCUUACCAUUUGUAGCAGCACCAUUAUACUUUAUUUUGAAGACAAAUCUCAAAAAGGCAAAGAACACAGGUGUUUUGAUUAGAGAGAGCAGUGGCCGAACCCUUACAGAGAACAUCUGGCAUUACUUUGUAGAAUUUGAUGCUUUUGGUGUUGUUCUCUUUGCUGGAGGUUUCACCGUGUUUUUGUUGCCAUUCACACUUGCUGACACUGCACCAAAUGGUUGGCAAACGGAUUAUAUCAUUGCUAUGAUUGUUGUUGGAUUUGUGGUCCUCGUUAUCUUUGCGCUUUACGAAACCUACCUUGCCAGGACUCCUUUCUUGGACGUUAACCUUUUAGCAAACCGAACUGUCAUUGGCGCUUGUCUGCUUGAUUUGACAUAUCAAAUCUCUUACUACUGCUGGAACAGUUACUUCACAUCUUUUCUGCAAGUUGUCAACAACUUGACUAUAGCAGAGGCUGGUUAUGUGAGCGACACUUUUGAUGUUGUUUCUGGUAUCCUCCUUCUGGGAGUCGGUGUAUUGAUUCGCAAGACCGGAUACUUCAAGUGGCUUUUGUAUAUUGCGGUUCCACUUUACGUCUUCGCUCAAGGUCUCAUGAUUUACUUCCGUCAACCCAAUCAAAGCAUCGGUUACAUUGUCAUGUGUCAAAUUUUCAUCUCUAUUGGUGGAAGUGUUUUCAUCAUCGUCGAACAACUCGCUGUUCUCGCCGCUUCUGACCAUCAACACGUUGCUGCCAUUCUUGCGUUGCUUUAUGUUGUUGGAAAUAUCGGUGGUGCCAUUGGAAACGCUAUUUGUGGUGCUAUCUGGACCAACACAUUCCCACAGGCUCUGGAGAGAUAUCUUCCUGAAUCGGCUAUGGCAGAUUUCGAUAACAUCUAUGGUGAUCUCUCCACUCAACUCACUUAUCCAUUGGGAAGCGAGACUAGAAUCGCUAUUCAACACGCAUAUGGAUAUGCACAAGAGAGAAUGCUUAUUGCAGGAACUGUCAUUAUUGCUUUGGCAUUUGUCUGGGUUAUGAUGAUUAAGAAUAUCAAUGUCGCCCAAAAGACACAAGUCAAGGGUACAGUAUUCUAAGUAUGGAAAAUAGUUUGGAUUUUUACAGACGUAUAUUAUCAAAUGCCAUGUGGUAAUUCACUAGAUUUACCGCUCUUCUCUUGACCCUUGGCAGGUCCUCGUAAUUAACAUGUCAUAAUAUCAAAAGUUUUUGGAUACCCUGCAA
Messenger RNA from Botrytis byssoidea, 1990 nucleotides. RefSeq lists its product as uncharacterized. The record is from RefSeq and is a predicted model, not a curated record. The coding region runs from base 1 to 1845 and encodes 614 amino acids. Gene Ontology annotation, biological process: transmembrane transport. Gene Ontology annotation, molecular function: transmembrane transporter activity. The transcript is spliced from 4 exons. Lineage: Eukaryota; Fungi; Ascomycota; Leotiomycetes; Helotiales; Sclerotiniaceae.